Molecule: messenger RNA, 1661 nt
Organism: Meloidogyne enterolobii
Lineage: Eukaryota; Metazoa; Nematoda; Chromadorea; Rhabditida; Meloidogynidae
Source: the annotation of a GenBank genome assembly
UUUUUCUUAUAAAAUAUUUCACACUUCUUAUACCCAAGUAAGUCAUAGUUAAUUAUUUUUAAAGUUCAUUAAAGGAAUAUCUAAAAAUGCGCCGAGUAAUUAAUUCAGCAAAUCUAAGAACCCCUUCAUCAGUUAAUACUUUAUCAACUCUUUUUAUUAUUCGUCAUCAAAGCAGAGUUGCUUCUUCUCCAUUACAAAUAAAAAACGAUGAAAAUAAUUCUUUAAAAAUACAAAAAUCUUCUCUUAAAAAUAAUAAUAUUAAUAUAAGACAAAUAAAUUCUGAUUGUUUUUCUGAUAGGUAAAUUAAGUAUUUAUGAAGAUAAAUUUAGUUUUCUUGAUUUUAGACAUAAUGGCUCUUGUGGAUUUGGAUGAAUUAACGAACACAAACGUGCCAGAAAGUAUUCGUUUACGUCAAAAAUUGGGAAAACAUAUUCCGGAGGAAGGCGUAGACGAAUCUAAAAUGUUAAACGAAUUAAGAGAAAUUGCUUCAUUAAAUAAUCCCUACAAAACUUUUAUUGGUAUGGGAUUUUAUGAUUGUAUUGUACCUUCAGUAAUUGUUAAAAAUAUGUUACAAAAUGCUGGAUGGACUUCUCCAUAUACUCCUUAUCAACCAGAAAUAGCACAGGGACGCUUAGAAAGUCUUUUAAAUUUCCAGACUAUGAUAUCUGAUUUAACUGGUUUACCCUUUGCAAAUGCUUCAUUGUUGGAUGAAAGUACUGCUUGUGCUGAGGCUAUCGCUUUAGCUGUUCGUGUAACUAAAAGGAGAACAAUUUUUUAUGAUACUGGAUUACAUCCACAAAAUAUUGGUGUAAUGGCUACACGUGCAGAACCAAUGGAUAUUAAUUUUCAACCAUUGGAUAUUAAUGAAGGAAAUGUUAAUAAAAAGUUAGAAGAUAAUGUUGCUGCAAUUAUUUUACAAUAUCCCAACACAGAAGGGUUAAUUUAUGAAGAUUUGGAUUUAUUAAUUCAAUAUGCACAUAAAGAAAAGAUUCUCGUUAUAAUGGUUUGCGAUUUACUUUCCCUCACACUUUUACGUUCUGCCGGAGAUUUGGGUGCAGAUUUUGCAGUAGGUAGUGCUCAACGGUUUGGACUUCCUCUCGGUUAUGGUGGCCCUCAUGCUGGUUUUAUGUCUGUUGCCAAUUUAGCUUUGGCUAGACAAAUGCCUGGAAGAAUUGUUGGAGUUUCUAGAGAUCAACAGGGAAAUAUUGCUUAUCGUUUAACUCUCCAAACUAGAGAACAGCAUAUUCGAAGAGAUAAAGCAACCUCUAAUAUUUGCACUGCUCAAGCACUUCCUGCUAAUAUUUCUGCAAUGUAUGCAAUCUAUCAUGGACCCAAUCGUUUAGUUUAUAUUGCCAAAAUGAUACAUAAAGCUACAUCAUUUCUUUCUCAAAGUAAUUUGAUUUUGUUCAGAUUUUGUAAGAAUUUAAUGUUUCCUCCUCACCAGAGGUGGGUCGGAACAGUCAGAGGUGUCGGAAAUCGGAAGAGCCGGAAAUCGGAACUGGCUCAAAAGUCGGAACUUGGAAAUCGGAAAUCAAAAUUUUUUCGGAAAUCGGAAGGAAAAAACGCCUGAAUUAGGAAUUCCGGAUUCCGACCCAUCUCUGCUCCUCACAUCAUUUUUAUCAAUCAUUUAUUUUUAUCAUUUACAGACAAACAUUUGUUCC